Molecule: messenger RNA, 2151 nt
Organism: Penicillium egyptiacum
Lineage: Eukaryota; Fungi; Ascomycota; Eurotiomycetes; Eurotiales; Aspergillaceae
Source: the annotation of a GenBank genome assembly
AUGGAAAUAAAAAGGGCUGCCGUUCUGAUCAUCUCCGACGAAGCCUCCAAGGAUCCCACUUUGGACCGAGCGGCUGGUACUCUUGCACCUAUCCUGACCAAGGAGGAGAAGUGGGAACUCUCCGCAAUUCGCAUAGUUCCGAACAACGUUCUCCAAAUCCAGCAAGCAGUUUGCGACUGGACUAGUGGCCCCAAUUGGCACCAUCUAGUUUUGCUCAGUGCUGCAACAGACUUGACAGUCAAAGAUAAUACCCCGGAGGCCAUCAUUCCUUUGAUCCAUCGACAUGCCCCCGGCCUAUUCCAUAGCAUGAUCGCCGAGUCUCUGGAAUUUACCCCAUGUAAGAUGAUAUCAACCCUCGCAUCUGAAUAUACAAACCCCAGCUCAUUCCCGACGUCACGUCUAGUCGCGAAGGCGGAAAGACCGUUUGUUGGUGUUCGUGAGAAGACUUUGAUUGUCAGUUUACCAGGUUCCUCUAAAGGAGCCCUGGAGAAUCUCCAAGCCGUUAUGAACCUCCUCCCUCAUGUCAUCCCGCAGAACCCUCGCUCCUUACAUACUAGUGGCAAGAAAAAAUCAAACAAUGGGGCCGGAGUCAUUAUUGCCCAGGGUCUACCACAACCUCAACUUCAAACCCAUUACCAUCACCACGAUGCCCAUGCCCAUGGCCAUCCGAUCCGCAAAGCAGACAUAUCUCCACCAGACCGUCCCCGAUCCAAAUCCAACAGACCCGCCAUGGGCCUCAAUCAGCGCUACCGCGCUUGUGCCAAUACUAUGCUUUCUGUAGAAGAAGCACUACGCGUGAUUCGCGAGCAAACCCCUGCACCUAUUGUGGUCAAAACCCCUGUCACCACUUCCAUCAUCGGCUCUGUCAUUGCCGAAGAUGUCUACGCCAGUGAGAUGGUACCGGCAUACCCAACCAGCCUUGUCGAUGGCUACGCCAUCAUUGCCGAAGAAGGCAAAUCCACCAGCGCCAUUUUCCAUGGAACUUCAAUCGCCCACGCCAACAUGAGCGGAGCCUUCGAGCCCCUACAACCAGGAACCAUUGCUAGAAUUACCGCUGGCACCUCCCUCCCUCUUAAUACCAACGCUGUAGUUAUGUUCGAUGACACAGCAUCCUCAACCCUAGACCAAGAAGAAGAAAAUGUCGAGAUCCUGGCCGAUGAUAUCGUCCCAGGUGAAAAUGUCCGGCAGCCCGGUAGCGACGUUGCCCUCAACUCGAAGAUUCUUGCUCGUGGGGAGCUUAUCUCCCCAGUCGGCGGCGAAAUAGGUCUACUUGCUGCCACGGCCACGCGAACCGUCAAUGUAUUCAAGAAGUGCCGUGUGGGCGUCCUCAGUAUCGGUGGCGAUCUCGUGGAGCAUUCGAAUCCCUCUACCCUCGUCAGAGGCCAGAUCCGCGACUCUAACCGCCCAUCCCUCUUAUCCUGCCUAGCCUCCUGGGGCUUUGAGGCCGUUGACCUUGGCCUCGCCCGUGAGACGGCAGCAGGCGAGCUCGGACACACCCUUUGUGACUCCCUAUACGGUGUAGGCCGUGCAUUUUCUGGCGUCGAUGUGCUAGUAAUCACUGGUAGCAUGUCCCUAGGCAAGCUAGACUUCAAUGCUAUCGUUGAGCACACGCUAGGUGGCACCAUUCACUUCGACCGGGUCUCCAUGAAACCCGGCAUGGCCACUACCUUCGCGACGAUACCCUGCAAGGCUACCACAGCUGACGGAGCUGCCGAGAAUGUCCGGCAGAAACACACCUCGAAGCUGAUAUUUUCUCUUCCCGGAGACCCAGCCUCGACGCUAGCCACCCUAAAUCUCUUCGUCCUAUCUUCCCUCCAUAAACUUUCCGGCCUAGGCGAGUCCUCUCACGCUAUCUCUGCCAGGCCGGGGAUUGGGCCGCAGGUAGGUCUGCCUCGGGUCGCUGUCGUACUGACACACCACUUCCCCCUCGACCCCAAGCGCACUGAGUACCACCGUGCUGUUGUGACGGGCUCUCGCUCGGACGGCCGACUAUAUGCUACAAGCAAUGGUGUUAAUGCCAUAGGCAGUCUUGCCAAGGCCAAUGGUCUAGUUAUACUCCGGCCAGGGCGGGGCGUUGGGAUCAAGGGUGAAAUUGUGGAGGCGCUGAUGAUGGGUCCUGUCUAUGCCUCCGAUACCCGCAUUAUUUGCUAA